Molecule: messenger RNA, 2370 nt
Organism: Myxocyprinus asiaticus (Chinese sucker)
Lineage: Eukaryota; Metazoa; Chordata; Actinopteri; Cypriniformes; Catostomidae
Product: pyruvate dehydrogenase (acetyl-transferring) kinase isozyme 3, mitochondrial-like
Exons: 11
Coding region: 252-1466 (404 amino acids)
Biological process (GO): regulation of glucose metabolic process; protein phosphorylation
Cellular component (GO): mitochondrion
Molecular function (GO): pyruvate dehydrogenase (acetyl-transferring) kinase activity
Source: RefSeq, a predicted model, not a curated record
GUCGGUUGUGUGCGCGCUGUUGUGUACGUGCUGUUUAGCGCAACAAUGUUAUUCAGUGGCCCUGCUGGAAAACAUAUACACACUCGUUUUUAAUGCAGUGGCCCAAUAUAUCGAUAAUCUCAAACGGAGCUGUAUGUUCGGAUACGAAGGUCUGCCGUAACCGAUGGAGGAUCCCAUUGCCAUAAUCCCAUUCUAGAGAUAAAUUUACAUAAACAGGCCGGCCUGGGUCGCUUUCAAUUUUUCUCCCCACAAUGAGACUGUACGCAUUUCUUCUGACGAACAAUUUACCAAAGAUAGAAUUUUAUUCGAGGUUUUCACCAUCGCCCCUGUCAAUCAAGCAGUUUCUGGAAUUUGGUAGGGAUAAUGCAUGUGAGAAGACAUCUUACAUGUUCCUUCGUAAGGAGCUGCCGGUGCGUCUGGCAAACACCAUGAGAGAGGUGAAUCUACUGCCUGAUAAACUGCUUAGUCAACCGUCAGUCAAACUGGUGCAGAAAUGGUACAUGCAAAGUUUCUUCGAACUGCUAGAGUUUGAAAACAGGAAGCCAGAAGAUCCUCAUGCCCUCAAUGAUUUCCUGGAGACUCUUAUUGAGAUCAGAAAUAGACACAAUGACGUCGUCCCGACCAUGGCCCAGGGCGUGAUCGAAUAUAAGGAGAAGUUUGGUUUCGACCCGUUUGUCAGCUCCAACAUCCAGUACUUUUUGGACCGCUUCUACACCAAUCGAAUCUCCUUUCGCAUGCUCAUCAACCAGCACACUCUCCUCUUUGGCAAUGAUAUCAACCCAGCCCAUCCCAAACACAUUGGCAGUAUUGAUCCCAACUGCGGUGUGGCCGAGGUGAUGACCGAUGCAUACGAGACCGCUAAGAUGGUGUGUGAGCAAUAUUAUCUAGCUGCCCCAGAGCUGAAGAUAGAAGAAUUCAAUGCCAAGGCUCCUAAAAAACCCAUCCAAGCUGUGUAUGUGCCCUCCCACCUGUUCCAUAUGCUGUUUGAAUUGUUCAAGAAUGCAAUGCGUGCCACGGUUGAGCUUCAUGAGGGCAGCAAGGAGGGUCUGCUCCCUAUAAAAGCAAAAGUAACCCUGGGGAAGGAAGAUCUGUCUGUGAAGAUCAGUGACAGGGGAGGGGGUGUGGCUUUACGGAAGAUUGACAGGCUGUUCAACUACACUUACUCUACUGCACCAACACCCAGCCUGGAUUCUAAACAAGUGCCAUUGGCUGGUUUUGGACAUGGUUUGCCAAUAUCGAGACUGUACGCACGCUACUUUCAAGGGGACCUGAAACUGUACUCAAUGGAAGGAGUAGGAACAGAUGCUGUCAUCUAUCUGAAGGCACUCUCCAGUGAAUCAUUCGAGCGUCUGCCUGUCUUUAACAAAUCUGCUUGGCGGCACUAUCAAGGCGGCCCAGGAGCGGAUGACUGGAGCAACCCCAGCAAGGAGCCCAGAGAUGCCUCCAAAUACAAGGCCAAAAGAUAAUUGCACUUCAUCCAAAAUGUCACUCUGCACCCAUUUACAGACCUUCUACGUUUCAGUCUAGCUUCUGUUUCCAUGGCAACAUCACAUUAAUGCAUUAACUUGUUAGCAUUUCCAGAGCAGAUGAUGUAAGCGGCAUUAAAUCUCUACUCAUUCCUCCUUUGUGCAGCUACAGACGUAAGAUACAGAGCUCCUUUUAGUGUCUUCCGGGGCAGUCUAGGGAAAAGGGUGAAACUUUUGUGCCCAGAGUGUGAGAUACUUUGGUUCUCCUUUAAUUGUGCCACACAGUAGAGCCCCUGUUGGAAUUCCUGAAACAGCCAGAGAAGAAAGCCUGGAGUUUGAGAUGAUCAAAACAAAGAGCAUUUCUAUUACUGCCAUUCAGAAAUUCGAAGGCAAUAGAGACCCCAUUGCCCACUGUUGCCAUGACUACAACUGCUAUUUUCUUGGCAAAAUAGCCGAAUGAAGAAACAAUUUUGAAAAGACUCAGGAGAAAUGAAAAUAUUUUGUUAGAAAGAGGGUGAAUCUCACAAAACCUGUCAAGAACAUGUCCAGGUCAUAUUUCUUCUCAAAAUCAAAAGGAAAAAUUAAGAAAUCAUAUUUUGCCUUAUAAAAAUGAAGUUUAUUUAAGAUUUUCUGCAUUGUGACUUUAUCUUAAAACUAUUACGUUAAAGUUAAACUCCCAAUUAUUGUAAUGUGAAAAAAAUAUCUACAGUAAAUACAGUGCAUAUGUAUGUAAACAUUAAUAUACACACACAAUUUAUACUAAGUAUUUAUGGUAGUAUUUAAAUUUGAUUUAUGCUGGUUUUAAUUGACCUUUGAUUUUAAAAUCAUUUGUGUCUGGACAGGAUCAUUUUCAGUAAAUUAAAGUUAAACUCCAAUUAUUGUAAUGUGAAAAAAAAUAUAAUAA